AUGCGCGCACCUGUCGCACUGCCGCGUUCUAGGCGCGUCUUCGUUAACUCUCACCGCUUUUCACCGCCGCAUCACCGAUGCACAGGGAGAUUGCACGACGGCGACACGCCUCUGUGGAGUCGCGAGGUGACAGACCGCACAAGCACGACGAUGAGUCUCAGCUCCUCCAUCGGCAAUGUGGUCUCUGGGGACCCUUUACAAGUGCCGUUUCGGGCUCUGCUGCUUGGGUACGCCACCCACCCUACGCUGCUGUCUCUCGUGACGGGCCACACGCUGCUGUUCGACGCGCUGUCGGCGAACCCCGACCUGCAGCAGCAGCGCACAAUGCUGAAUCCGUGCAGGGGGCACCUAAUCGAGAUGCAGGGGCGGUGCGUCGAUGCCGCUUGGCGCCUCGUUCGCUAUUAUCGAGCGGAUGUGCAGCGGGUGCUCGAGCUUCCCUUGAAGCACCGCCACCUCCUUGACGACAUGCGUCUCGUGUACCUCAUCACCACUGCGAGCCCCAACGCUAGUUUGCUGGUGUCCAAAGAGCUGACACACCGUCGCGAAUUAUCGCUAGACGUGGCGUGCACGUUGCUCUCCCUCCCUUGCGCCCCUGACGUCCUUCGCGCGAUUCUAGUCUUCACUCUCCGCACGCACGCGGCCGCCGUCGACGCGCCGCACUUCCAGCGGUGCGCGCACGCACUGCUCAGUAACGACAACUUCUUCAGCGAGCGAACUUUUGCCUCCAUGCACAGCCUCCUUCACGACGUUUUGCUGCCGUCAGUGCGCCGUGGCGCUGCCCGAAACGACUCUUUUGACUUUGUCGCUGUGCGUUGGACGACGGUGAUGAACAAGUGGUCCCGUGUGUACGCAAAAUCUGGACGGGGCUUUGACCUGCACGAGUGCUUGGAAAAACUUCUGGAGGCUGUCCCUGCGGCCGAGACGAAGCUGCCUGCUUCGUUCUACAUACGGCUGCUCGGCGCACUCCUUGAUGCAACAGCGGCAAGCGAGGCCCCGAGGAGCGCGAAAGCUGGUUGGGAACGCAUGAAGACGGUGGCCAGCGACGCCCUUCGCCUCUUUGGGCGCAACCCGGAGGAUCUGCGCGCUGUUUGGGUGUUACUUCUCAAAGGAGCGCUGACACUCUCUCCCGCUGAGGAGGAUCAUGGGCGCCUUCUCGAAGCUUAUCAUCUGUGCGCACAGCGUGGCCAUGCAUUGGUGAUUGACCGACAGGGGUUUCGGCAAGUAAUUCGACUUGUUGCCGCUGCAGUGAGUGCGCUGCCUCUUCCGCAGGUCACACAGUUAGUGAGGAGCUUCUGCACUUUUAUGCAUGAGCAGACUUCUGUCAGCUUUCUGUGGUUGCUGGACGGAGUCGGCACAGUGCUUACCGAGCUGUGGCAACAUCACCGACUAGAAGCCCAGGGAGAGGCUGAGCAGCUGCUGCGCGUGUUGAGGACACUGCUGCGCGAGCGGUGCGUGAGUGGGGUCGAAUUGCACAGCAAUCCCGUCAUUGCCCGCGCCCUGGACCACUUCCAAAUCGGUGGCGCAGUCGCAUACUGGUGGACAUGCGGGUGCGGUGAGGUGAUUCCUUGCACUUCCAAGCGCUGCGCAUCGUGCCUGCGCAAGUCAGGCGUGUCGUGGGUUUGCCCGCAGUGCCACGCGGCCCACAAGCUGCCGUGCAAAACGCAGUCCUGCUCGUGUGAAUGUCUCAACCCUCGCAUGGCCGCAGCCGUCAGCGCCAACGUUUCCAUCUGCGAUAAGUGCGGACUCGUCACGUCCGUAGGCUGUAUCUGCGCCCGUUGCAAGCAGCAGCGCCAGGAGAGUGAGAGCACGGUGGAGUGCGCCCACUGCCAUGGCACAUACAAGGGUAACGGGUUGCAUUGUCCUCAGUGCUUUGCGCCGAACCCGGACAAGCACCUGUAUCUGUGGCACUGUGUGGACUGUGACGACUUCAACUACUCCAUUUGGUCAUCGUGCCGCUCCUGCAAAACGUCGAGACGGAUUGGUGCACUGCGCGUGUCGUUUGUGCCGUGGAAAUGCGGCUGCGGCGCCCUUAACCACCCUUGCCGCCUCACGUGCGGGAGGUGCGGCACUGACGAACACCACCACACGUACACAUGUGUCGGAUGCGACGCCCGCGUCUCCCUGCACUCGCUGCAUCGUACUCUGCUUACCGUAGAUGGAAAGGCAGUUUCCCUGCACCUCUGCCCGCAGUGCCAGUGUCCCCACCCCCGCGACGAACUUGUGCUAUACUCACCGUCCUUUUCCCGGCACUGCAUGCUGUGCGCACACACGGUGAAGCCCUCCAGCAUCACUGCGAGCGGCUCAUUUUUUCACUGCGACACAGUGCAGCGGGUGAAUGAGCACUACGUGUUCUGCUGUACCCACUGUGACUACACAGAACUGCAGACAGGAUACCAUUGCCAGCGGUGCCAUUUCCCUCGCCCAGAGGUGGAGGCGUUGCUACAGGGUGAGGAGGCCGGUGCCGCGCCGCUCAGCCACGUAUGGCGCUGCCUUCACGAGACGGCCGACGGCGCACUGUGUGGUCAGUGGAACUACGGCUGGAGCGCGCACUGUCUCGCUUGCAGGAGAGGGCGUCCUGACUCGGCCUGCGAGUGCCGUGCCAAGGCGCAAAUGUGGGCGUGUGAGACCUGCGGGGAGCUGAAUCGACCCAUCGAUGUUCUCUUUUGUGCGCACUGCAAGACUGGGCUUCAGCCUGUGCUGGCGUGUACCACGUGCGGACUGCCGCACAUGUCCUACGCCUGUCGCGUGUGCCUUUGA
Molecule: messenger RNA, 2757 nt
Organism: Leishmania mexicana MHOM/GT/2001/U1103
Lineage: Eukaryota; Euglenozoa; Kinetoplastea; Trypanosomatida; Trypanosomatidae
Exons: 1
Coding region: 1-2757 (918 amino acids)
Source: RefSeq, a predicted model, not a curated record